This is a messenger RNA of Thamnophis sirtalis, 990 nucleotides long. The record is from RefSeq and is a predicted model, not a curated record. Lineage: Eukaryota; Metazoa; Chordata; Lepidosauria; Squamata; Natricidae.
CACACUUUGGUUUAUGUCCCGGCACUUGGGGAAAUAUAUUCAUUUGGCUAUGGAGCAGAAGGGCAACAUGGAGAAGGAAGAACAAGUGACCAGCUGGUUCCUCUUCCUCUCAGUCUGGCUAUUCAUGAUAAACACAUGAAGAACAGAAGUACCUUGGACAAGGUAGUUAAAAUCAUUGCCGGAGACAACCAAAGUAUUGUGCUUCGCCUGGAGGAAAAGAAUGCAUACACUGUAAUGCAAACACUGGCCACAGUGGAGGAGGAGAAGGUUGCUAAGUGGUUGUCCAAUUCAGAUCGCAGCUGCUGGAAUAAUAUCAAAUGGAAUAUUAACUUGAUCUUCUCAUCAGCAGCUUGCAUCAAUGGCAGCUUUCUACAACAGAGAGAGGAAAAAUUCAGAACAUUUGAAAAGACUGUUGGUGUUGAUAUGUCAGCUGUUCUUCUUUUCUUUAAGAAGAUUGCCGCUAAGCCUAAAGUCUUCGCAAAGGUGAAAAGCGCUCUGAAGAUCCUUCUGCAUUGUCCCCUUCACGCUCCAACCUCGCCAGAAGCGCUCAGGUUCUUCCUCGUUGUGCCCGUACUGUUACAAAAUCAAGAUUUCGAUCUCCUUAGUCAACUGGCAGAAGCAAUCUACAAACUCCCACAGAAAGGCAAGCAAGCACUUGAGACUCUAUGGUCCAAUUUAGAAGUGUGCUUCUUUAAGGAUGUGGUGUCCAUGUUUCAAAGGUUUAUUGGUGUUAACAUGUUUUUGAAGUAUAAACAGAACAGCGAUUGGUGUUUCAACAAAAGGGGAUGUAUUAUGUCUCUUAAGGUUUUCCAAAUGCUUUAUGAGUCUUGAAUCUUGAAGAUAAAAUUGUGGUUCAUGAAACACAUUGCAAAAUAUUGGACUUGGAAUACCUAGCGACAUACAAUCCACCCUCGACAAUGACUGUAAGGGAGCAGGAUUUACUACAGGAUACCUGGCGCUAUCUAAGAAAUGCAGAAGAAAUUUGCUUUC